AUGGAGUCAACGGGCAAGUCCCUAAGGUACGUGUUAGCUAGUCUGGGGAGACCCAGUUAUCAUGCGGAGUCAAUCACUUUGACUGGUCAGCAGAGUGGCAUGGAGACCGUCCCAAUUGUUGUAUGGGUGACGGAUCUUCUUCUCUGUGCUGGUUCCGCAAUUGUGCAGGGAAUGGAUCAGACCGCAGUGAACGGAGCACAAGAGUACUACUUUGAGGAGUUCAACCUCACCAAUCCCUGGAUGCAAGGCCUGGUAAAUGGCGCUCCAUAUCUUUGUUCGGCUGUUAUCGGUUGUUGGACUACCGCUCCGCUCAAUCGCUGGUUUGGACGACGCGGUUGUAUCUUUAUCUCUUGCUUCAUCUCGUUUGCUUCCUCUUUCUGGAUGGCAGCCGCACACACCUGGUGGAACCUCCUGCUGGGUCGCUUCUUGCUAGGCUUUGCGGUGGGUGCGAAGUCAACGACUACCCCAGUCUACGGCGCUGAAUGUGCGCCCGCUAAUAUACGUGGGGCCCUGGUGAUGAUGUGGCAGAUGUGGACCGCAUUUGGCAUCAUGCUGGGCUAUAUCGCUUCUGUCGCGUUCAUGAAAGUGACUCAUCCAACCAUCCCGGGUUUCAACUGGAGGCUUAUGCUGGGGUCGACCGCCAUUCCCCCGUUCUUUGUUUGUAUCCAGGUCUAUAUGUGCCCCGAGUCACCCCGAUGGUACAUGAUCCGGGACCGCUACCAGGACGCGUACAACGCACUUUGCAAGCUGCGCCCAUCGGAAUUUCAGGCUGCGAGGGACCUUUACUACAUUCACUCUGCCUUGAAAGUGGAAGAGAAGCUCCGGCAAGGCAAACAUCUCUGGCGCGAGAUGUUCACCGUCCCCCGUAACCGGCGCGCCGCCCAAUCUUCUUUCUUCGUCAUGUUCAUGCAACAGUUCUGCGGUGUGAACGCUAUAAUGUACUAUUCUUCUUCAAUGUUUCGGGAUGCCGGGUUUGAUCUCCAAACGGCACUCGUUGUGUCCCUCGGAUGCGGCAUCACGAACUGGAUUUUUGCUCUUCCGGCGGUGUAUACAAUCGAUACCUUCGGUCGGCGCAACCUUCUCCUGACCACGUUCCCUCUGAUGUGCCUGUUCCUGCUCUUUACCGGUUUUUCGUUCUACAUUCCGGAUCAGGCUCCCCGAACGGCCUGCGUCGCAACCGGGAUCUACCUGUACAUGAUUGUUUACUCGCCGGGCGAGGGACCUGUGCCUUUCACAUACUCGGCCGAAGCAUUUCCAUUGUACAUCCGUGACAUCGGCAUGUCAUUUGCGACCGCCACGACUUGGGGCUUCAAUUUUAUCGUGUCGCUCACGUGGCUCCCGCUGCGGGAUGCAUUCAGCGUCCAAGGAGCGUUCGGGUGGUAUGCCGCAUGGAAUUUCUUCGGUUGGGUUUUCUGCUAUUUUUGCCUGCCGGAAACCAAGGCGCUCUCUCUGGAAGAAUUGGAUCAGGUCUUUUCCGUGCCCACUCGCAAGCAUAUCAAUCACUAUCGUGGCAUGAUGCCAUGUGUAUCCAUCCACCUCAUUCUCCGCUUCUUCACCCGGUUUUUUCUUUGUUAG
This is a messenger RNA of Aspergillus oryzae RIB40, 1575 nucleotides long. RefSeq lists its product as uncharacterized. Bases 1 to 1575 code for a protein of 524 amino acids. Gene Ontology annotation, molecular function: myo-inositol:proton symporter activity. The transcript has 7 exons. Gene Ontology annotation, biological process: transmembrane transport. The record is from RefSeq and is a predicted model, not a curated record. Gene Ontology annotation, cellular component: membrane. Lineage: Eukaryota; Fungi; Ascomycota; Eurotiomycetes; Eurotiales; Aspergillaceae.